AUGGUUUGCCUUCCUCCUGUCGAUGGAGGUCGAUGGCUGGUAAUGGCUUUCAGUGGCUGUCGUCGGCUUUCAAUGGCUGUCGACGGUUUUCAAUGGCUGUCGAAGGCUUUCAAUGGCUGUCGACGGUUUUCAAUGGCUGUCGAAGGCUUUCAAUGGCUGUCGACGGCUUUCAAUGGCUGUAGAUGGAGGUCAAUGGCUCUCAAUGGCUGUCGAAGGCUGGCAAUGGCUGACCCGUGCCCAAUGUCCCAGCGGAACCUACCAGCAUCAUUCUGGAACAGCCACUACCACGCGGGAAUGUCCGGUUACGCGACGGCGGGCAGUUCUAUGGGACUUACAGGCCACGAGUCCCUGUACCCGGACUACUCCGGCCUGCACGGCCUGCAUCAGAGCGACCCUUGGACCUACAACUUCACCACUGCCGGCCAGUAUCCUCACCACCGCUCCGUUGCCGACUUUACCUACAUGCCAUCGUCUUCAAGGUACCCACACAACUACUCCUCCCUUCUGAUGGGUCGCCCUCGCCUGCCCCAGUGUGUAGUGGGGAAGGCUGACCCCUGGACUGGUGCCCCGCGUCUUCACGACGAAAUGACCUUUGACCCGACCGCAGCUUAUACCCACCAUUUCUCCUCCAUGUCAGGUCUUGAAGGAGCAGGAGCGUCGCAGGAAGGAAGCAAAGACCUCUACUGGUUCUAGUUCGAGCCUCUACCCACCCACUCUACCACGCCCAAACCCGCCCACGUCCCCCCACGCCCACCCACGAAAGCCCGCCCUAUGCUGUCGAGUCCAUGCAAUUAGCGUCGAAGGUGAACCAAUGAGGCAACGAGAAGGACUUUAGAAGAGAAGAAGAGGUGAAGGAGGAGACAUAGGAGGAAGAGGCGGUGAAGAGGUGGAGCAAGAAACGAAAAAGAAAAGGCCGUGUUGAAGGGUUCUUAAGAACAGGUGAAGAUGGCUGCUAUAGCCUUGGCAACUAUUUAACAUUCCUCUCUCACUCUGUUAUUGUGAGAAAAAGAUAAAGAGAAAAAAAGAAACUAUUGUAAAAAAUAAGAUAGUUGGUGAUCAGUACUACGAAAAUGUCGAUCGCUGUCGCCCUGUGCUAGGAAAAUGUCGAUACUGUGGCCCUGUGCUAGGAAAAUGUCGAUACUGCCGCCCUGUGCUAGGAAAAUGUCGAUACUGUGGCCCUGUGCUAGGAAAAUGUCGAUACUGUGUCAACCUGUGCUAGGAAAAUGUCGAUACUGUCGCCCUGUGCAAGGAAAAUGUCGAUACUGUGGCCCUGUGCUAGGGAAAUGUCGAUACUGUCGUCCUGUGCUAGGAAAAUGUCGAUACUGUCGUCCUGUGCUAGGAAAAUGUCGAUACUGUGUCAACCUGUGCUACAAAAAUGUCGAUACUGUCGCCCUGUGCUACAAAAAUGUCGAUACUGUCGCCCUGUGCUAGGAAAAUGUCGAUACUUUCGUCCUGUGCUUGGAAAAUGUCGAUACUGUCGCCCUGUGCUAGGAAAAUGUCGAUGCACGCUUGCAUCAACUCCUGGAAGCCCCUCGGAGCGAACCAUUUAAGAAGCGUGAUCCUUUUAACACGUGUUCUACAUACACCAGAAACGAAACUAAGUGAAACAGACGCUUGAACGAAACAAACUGACACCGAACGCUGGCCAAACAAAAUAUAUUACAGAAACAAGAAAAAAAAACAUAUACUGCAGAUCAACAAAAUAUUUGAAACGUAUUAAAGAUAUGAAAAAUACUUAAAAAAAUAUUGAUUCAGACAUGUAUGGUUUCGUGACAUACGCCAACAGUGAAAAUACGCAAAUAAGCGUACGAAACAAUUUAUAACGGUGAAAAGUGUAGCGAAAUUCAAAUGCUUUGUUGGGAUGAGACUCCGCAUUUGUGUCCAAAAAUACUAGAGGAACUUCCCAAUAUGUUUUCCAUCAAUGGAUUUUUUUUUUAAGGGAAUGGAAGACGGAGGUAUAUACACUGUGAGAUGUAUAUACCCCGCUUCUUGGUGUAUAUACAAAAAAUAUACAAAUUGGUUGGUCGGAAAGGUAGUGUGGAGGCCCUAACUCUCAGAGUUUUUUUUUAGGCCUUAAGUCCAACACCAAACCAAGGAGAAGGCGUAGGUGUAUUGACCAAUAGGAGAAAUCGUCAAGAAAAAAUAUACACCUCUUGUAUAACGUAUAUAUCUGCUGUUAAAACAAAAAACAGUUCCCUCAUGUAUGUUGUAUAUUAUAUAGGUACUGAAAUACUCUAUAGUGUAUGGCUCUUGGCUUUCAGUUGUAUACAGGCUUGUGAUACUCUAAUCUACGCUGCGUAUAGUGUAAAUGUAUGUAUGUAUGUAUGUAUGUAUGUAUGUAUGUAUGUAUGUAUGUAUGUAUGUAUGUAUGUAUGUAUGUAUGUAUGGUGUAUACUGAGUGAGAUGCGGAGUGAUGUAUGCCGUGUAUAGCCAGAUUGAGUGUGUUGUAUGCGACACACACACAUUUGGUUUGUAUGUAAUCAGGUAAAUUCGGGUGAAACACGGAACGUUACCCCUCAAAAAACAGAAGAUUUUGUGUAAACUGUUGACAUGACUUAAUCACUGUUGACAUGACUUAAUCACUGUUGACAUGACUUAAUCACUGUUGACAUGACUUAAUCACUGUUGACAUGACUUAAUCACUGUUGACAUGACUUAAUCACUGUUGACAUGACUUAAUCACUGUUGACAUGACUUAAUCACUGUUGACAUGACUUAAUCACUGUUGACAUGACUUAAUUACUGUUGACAUGACUUAAUCACUGUUGACAUGACUUAAUCACUGUUGACAUGACUUAAUCACUGUUGACAUGACUUAAUCACUGUUGACAUGACUAAAUCACUGUUGACAUGACUUAAUCACUGUUGACAUGACUUAAUCACUGUUGACAUGACUUAAUCACUGUUGACAUGACUUAAUCACUGUUGACA
This is a messenger RNA of Procambarus clarkii (red swamp crayfish), 2931 nucleotides long. The record is from RefSeq and is a predicted model, not a curated record. Lineage: Eukaryota; Metazoa; Arthropoda; Malacostraca; Decapoda; Cambaridae.